Physella acuta is the source of this 2038-nucleotide messenger RNA. Its product is annotated as adipocyte plasma membrane-associated protein. Gene Ontology annotation, molecular function: hydrolase activity. The record is from RefSeq and is a predicted model, not a curated record. Gene Ontology annotation, cellular component: endomembrane system. Lineage: Eukaryota; Metazoa; Mollusca; Gastropoda; Physidae.
CGUCAGACUAGCAGCAGAUAAGUAGCCAGCCGUAACGACCUCCGCGGCAGGAAUAUGAAACACUGCGACAGGUAACAGGCGCAGGAGGCCAGUGCUUUGUCAACGCCCUGAGAGAGCCUGCCACAGUUUGUUGUAAGCCCAUGAGGCCAUUUCUUAUGUGUGUGUGUGUUAGUACAGUCUAAGAUGUCUUCGAUUUUACUGCUGUUUCUUAGCUCUGUGUCGCUUAUUUAUGGACAACAAUUUACCCCUGUGUCUUUCAGGUUACCAUCACCGCCCACCCUCAGCGGGGCGCUCUCCCCCAACUACGCCCUCUACAACGUGGAGAAGCUUCACGAGAAUAAGAUCAGAGGACCGACAUCGUUUGCUUUUCUAAAUGGUAAUGUCUACACUGUGACGGCUGACAGAAAAGUGCUCAACAUCGCUCCAUGCAUACCACAAGUUGUUGUGUCUCUGGCAUUACCCGGAUGUUCGUCAGUCCAGCAGUGUGGGCUACUGACCAGCAUACGAGUGGACAACACAGGUCACCUGUUGGUGUUAGAUGCAUACAGGGGCGUGUACCGGGUCAACCCAACCACAAAGGUUAUUGAAACCUUGUACUCGUCAACGACGCCGGUGGGCGGGAGGACACCCAAAUACCUGAACGGCAUGGUUCAACAUCCGGACGGUUCCAUCCUGUUGUCUGACUCCAGCGACAGAUUCGACGCUGUCAACGAGUUGUACAUCAUUCUAGAGGGCAGGACUAGCGGCAGAAUUUUACACCUGAACCCCAACACUAAGGCCAUAAUUGAGAUGUUCAAGGACGGGUUUGCUUUCCCCAACGGCCUUGAGAUCUCACCUGACGGCCGGAGUCUGCUGGUGGCUGAAUCAGGCAGAGCGCGGGUACUCAGCAUCAGCUUGGUACCGGAGACCUUCCGGCAAGUCAGCGUUUUUGCCGACAACCUGCCUGGUGUACCUGGCAACAUCCGGCGUUCAGCGCGCGGGACGUACUGGGUCGGCCUGUCCUUGAUCCGUCAUGCUGGAAUGGCUAACUCCAUGGACAUGUACUCAGCCAAUCCCGCGGCCAGGCAACGAACUGUUUAUUCAGUAGAUUUGAACACGAUUAAAAGCUACUACCCACGGUACGGGAUGAUCGUAGAACUGGAUUCUACAGGCAAGAUUGUAGGCAGUCUCCAUGAUCCGACUGGCUUCACCUUCAGCUCCGUGUCUGAGGCCGCUGAGAACGAGGGCCUCUUGUACGUCGGCACCCCCAGUAACCCCUUCACUGGACGUAUCAUCCUGCCCCAGGGUGACGGGCGAAACGUCACGAUCGACAGUGUCAUUCAGGUCUUAAGAAGCCGCUGUCAGAUUAGCGAGGAGAAUUUAGCUCAAGCUAAAGAAACGCUCACCACUUACCUCAACAAGCUCAGCGCUGCUUCCUCUACAACUCCAGCUCCCACAACGGCUGCCGCUACCACCCCGGCUCCACCACCAGCUGCAAGCACCACCCCUACUGCCCCACCAGCCGCCACCACAACUGUUAAACAAGUUCCGUAGAACACACAACCCGGGCAGCCAUAGCAACCAGCCAACAUGGUUGAGUUGUCAAGUUUCCUGCUUGUCAAGUUUCCUGCUCUGUCAAGUUUGCUAUGGGUAGUCAUAGCAACAAGACGCAAAUAUCCGUAUGACUUAGUUUAUCGUAAUUCGAUAGGUUCCUUUAUAAAUAAGAAUUACCUGCAUACCUGGAUAACAGUUAUUAAUAUCUGUAAGCCAUCAUACAAACGUGUAUGUCUACAAUGUUAGUAUAUCACAUAUUGCCUUCAAUUUCCAUCUUUUUGUGUUUUCAUCUCGUAAGUAAAAAAAAAAACAACAACCAGAUACAUAAGCCACAUGCAAUGGUAUAUUCUGCUUGUGUGUCUUCCAUUAACUAAACCACUUGAUAAAGUUGUCUACCGUAUCACAUUACCUCCCUUCAUAUCGUCACUUGUGUUUUUCUAUUUCGCCAUGUUUGGUGCCUCUCACACUAUUUGAUUCAUUAAAAUGAUUAAAUUGUUGAAGAAUA